AUGAAUAAACAACCUAAACUUGAUGUAAAACUAGUUUCUAUUGGCCAAAUAGUGUCACGAUUUCAUUAUGGAGUGAAUUCAAGAAAAUGGUGGAUUAUGAGAGGUGACAGCAAUCUAGAAGAAGGCGUAUUUCUUUAUCCUAUUCGUGUAGGUUGUAAAACUGUUAUAGAACAAAAUAAUAGAUACUUUUAUAUGCAUAUAACAGAGAGAAAUGAAAGUAAUGAGAUACUGCCAGGAUAUAGAUGCCAGUCUGGUGGUAAAUUUAGUGAUGUUAAAACAGCGCCAAGUUGGGACAAUAAUGAAUUAUUGGAAGCUUCACUGGAAAAUGUUCAUUUUCGAGCAUUUGCUGUUAAUGUUGACAAUAUUUUGAUAUAUAUUACAAAUAUUAGCGUUUGUGGACAAAAAAAAACAAUAAAAAAUUAUAUUACAUCAUUUAUCGGUGGACAUAAAAGAAAACGAGCUUUAUAUGUUCAAAAAAUUCAACCUGAUAAUUCUGAACUAAAUAGGUUGACAAAGGAUAAGAUCAAAGAAGAGUUAGAAAGAAGGUCCUUAUUUUACGAUGAAAAAGAAAAUCAGCAAGAGUUAAUUGCAAUUUUGAGAGAAAAUAUUGCAUGUGAGACAAUAAAUAAAAUAGCAGAGGCAAGAAAAGCAAUUGGUACAGUGGAAAAUAAGGAAAAUAAUAACAUUACAGAGUUAAGAAUGAAGAAAGGAAAGACGAAAAAAAAGAAAAGAGAAAAGAAAACGAGUGAGUGCGACUACUUUAAAAAAAUAGAAAAAUAUCGUGAUAACCUGCAAUAA
Funneliformis geosporum is the source of this 798-nucleotide messenger RNA. Lineage: Eukaryota; Fungi; Glomeromycota; Glomeromycetes; Glomerales; Glomeraceae. The record is from the annotation of a GenBank genome assembly.